UUGUCUCCUUGUCAAAGCUGGUUAGCUUGCGGAUCCGCCAGUGGACUAGUCAAAAUGGUCAAUUUGGCCGACCUCACCCAGGCAGUCGAAUUCAAAGUUCACAAUGGACCGGUCAAAUCCCUGGCGUUUUCUCCCCAGAAGAGUUGCCUCGUCUCUGCAGGAGCGGAUGGAUUCGUUCACGUCUGGGAAUUUAGACAGUCAGCGGUCAAAAAGCUCGCCUCUCUGCCUGUCAUCCCCUUCGCUGCCCCAGAGAACAACCGGUUCUCGCGUUUCUCUUGGAGCCCCGACGGCAAGCAAUUUGCUGUACCGACGCUGACUGGUCUGCUCCUCGUUGACGGGGACACCUGGCAGAUCUCCGCAAAGCUCUCUGCUCUCAAUCAGGAGUCCCUUUGUCUCGAUUAUUCGCCCUGCGGGGGCUACAUCUGCGCCAGCCACGUCGACAAGUCCCUCGUUAUUUGGAGCGCUCACCCGCCCCACGAUGUCAAGCACCGCGUGGCAUCUGACGUUCUCGUCACGUGCGUUCACUGGUCGCACGUUGACGGCAAAAUUUACGCUGCCAGCGAGAAUGGACAUUAUGCCAUUUUCAAGUACGCCCCGUCGGUCGAAAAAGCCGAUCGGACGGCGCUUCUGCCAGUCAAUGAGCUCGAAGGCGAGUUCGACCUCGACGAUCGGGAAAAAGAGGAUUUGCCUGCUGUCAAGCGCGCGCUCACCGAUUCUCUACCUGAUUAUUCGGCUCAGGGUUGUUUGUCGCCUGAUUCUUGUACCGCUUUUCCCCCUUCACAAAACGAAGAUGUCACGUCGCCUCCGCUCGCCCCGUCGGGCGAUUCUUUCCGACCUCUCCUCAUGAAUUCGUCCCCUCUUGACCACUCGCGACGGUACCUCUGCUGGACGGAGGCCGGCUCCGUCGUUUGCCUCUACGACCCUGCCACUCGCUCGUCUCUUCUGCAAAUUGACAUGCUCACUUCGGACCACUCCGCGACGAGACGCUCUUGCACCCGUACCUUGUCGAAGCCGCUCAAAAUUAUCUGCGCCUCUCUCUGUGCUGACGGAGUGCUGAUGGCGGGGUUUCCGUUCGACGAUGGCGCCGACUUGAGCGCCGACGCGCGUCAGGAGUCCAAGUUUCGACGUCCCGCCGUUUCGCACGAGUCCGGGUUUAGUCCGGAUUCUCGCGGGACGGACGCUGCUCCCACAGUGCUCCUUUACCAUGGGUUCCAAGCGCAUUCGCAAAAUUCGUCGAAUUGGACCUUUCGCUUUCCGGAUCCGGAGACGGUCGACUGCGUUGCCUGUUCGCCCUCUUUCUAUGCUGCGUCAACCAGUUUGGGUAUGUUGCGAUUGUUUUCUCCGGGCGGUUUCCAGACGCACGUUUUUUCCUUGCCUCGUCGCGCCCUGUGCCUCGCGGCUCACGGGUCCUUCCUCGCCGCCGUCCUCCCGUGCUGUUUGCCGCUCUGGUCCCGCGCUCAAGAUGCGGCGGGAGAUCCGUCGCUCGCCGUUUGGCUCGCGGACAUGCAGUCCAGACAACUGCUGACUCCUCCCGUUCCCUUGCCGUUCACGACCGCGCGUUCGCGCCUUCAGUGGCUUGGGUUUAGCAGCGCGGGACAGUGCUUGGUCUACGACGCCGGCGGGUACCUGCACGCGCUGACCGGCCCCCGUCCUGUCGACGAGAGGCGCCACGCCGCGCGUCAGCUCGCGACUCUUUCUUGGAAUUCUUUUUGCUGGUGUCCGCUCUGGACUCCGAUUUUGAGUCCGGACAAACUGGAUAUCCAGAAGAGCGCGGUCUGGCCCAUUUCUCUGGACCAAAACAAGCUUCGCUGUCUCUUGUUUGAGAGAUCGCGGCAGAGCCCGAGGGUCGCGCCCAGGCCCAUUCCUCACACGAUCGAGCUCUGUGUGCCGUUGCUUCUCGCCGAGCCGACCGGCGAUGGCGCGGUCGGCGAAGAAGUGGCUCAGCUGGAGCAGAGCGCGAUGUUGACGGACGAAUAUUUGAGCUACAAAAAAUACGAGGCGUUUCGAGGAGCAGGACCGAGUUCGGACGGCUCGAGUCCUUCUCUCUCUCAGCCGAAUCCGGACCUCCUCCGUGCCCAGGCCAGCGUGGACCAACAGCUGCUUCGCCUGUUCAAGGUGUCCUGCCAGGAAGACAAGACGGAGCGCGCUCUCGCGGUCGCACGCCGAUUGGUGCUCAGAAAGUCAAUUGGCCUGGCCGCGCAAAUAGCCCAGCUGACUCGACAGGACGCGUUGGCAGACAGGGUACGCCAGGAACUUCUUCAAGAGCCGGGCGACAGCGAGGCGAGCAAAGAAUGCGAAAACGAAAGCGUGCGCGGUCAGUUGUGCCCGGCCGUUUCUAAAAAGGAUGCCGCGCAAGACGAAUCAGAGCAAGGACGGCAAGGCGACCAGCGCCACGCAAAGGAAGGCGGCGUAGAAGGUCAAACGCCCUCGCCAGUCACAGGAAGUCCGGUUCUUGCCGGAGACGGCGCGACAUUAUCUGCUUCUUCUACUGCCUCCAAAAGAAAGGCGCCCGACUCCUUUUUCGCGUCGUCGCCCUCCGUGGACUCGACGUGCAAGCCAGAGAAUGAAGCCGAUGCGGUUUGCGACGCGUACACGUCUACGAAAAAGGCGCCCAAACUCCAGGACGCCUCUUCUCCAUGUCGUUUCAGUCGCAAUCCCCUCUCUUCGGAGUUCAUUCACUCCGCCUCACCGAAUGCCGCGCACGGGGACCUGUUCGGCACGCUGCGAAGCAUUCGCGGCGACAAGAAAAGGCGCGGCGGGGCGGGCGCGAGGCCCACUGCCGGGGGCGUUGCGAAUUGAGCGAAAAAAAAAAAAAAAGAAAGAGAGAAAAAGAAGAGCGACGCGUUCGUUUCUCCUCCCGAAUUUCUACCGGCGAAUCUUCGCGGCCCCCUUUCUCGUCGAGAGAGCCGGCCGCGAGAAGAAGGCAGGUUGGGCGGUCGUUGCGCAGUUGGAGGUGCCCCCUCAGUUCGGAGGAGGGGGGGGGGGGAAAAAAAAAAUUAUGCAGAAGAGAGAAAGUGGCCUUGGAAAAGAAUUUCGAUAAAAAAA
Schistocerca gregaria is the source of this 3045-nucleotide messenger RNA. RefSeq names its product WD repeat and HMG-box DNA-binding protein 1-like. The transcript is spliced from 3 exons. NCBI's taxonomy places the organism in Eukaryota, Metazoa, Arthropoda, Insecta, Orthoptera, Acrididae. The coding region runs from base 55 to 2799 and encodes 914 amino acids. Gene Ontology annotation, cellular component: nuclear replication fork. The record is from RefSeq and is a predicted model, not a curated record. Gene Ontology annotation, molecular function: protein binding; chromatin binding. Gene Ontology annotation, biological process: mitotic cell cycle; DNA-templated DNA replication; DNA repair.